CGUAGUAAUGGACGAAUGGUUGACAAUAUAUCCGGCGAAAACGCCAGUCGCUGAAAAGGAAACCCAAAAUGAAGGAUCUGCUGCAGACAAAAAUGACAAUGGAAGAAAAAAUUAUGAAAAUUCUUUAACAAGUUUAAUGAGUGAGAAAAUAUGAUUCUGACUAUUUAAAAUUUCGGAUUCACGUGGAGUAGUUACAAAGGAGUUCCCCGUCCGCAGUGUGUGAUUUGUGGUGAAAUUCUCGCAAAUGAAAGUAUGAAAUCAAACAAAUGACUUUGACAUAUUGAGACAAAGAGAGUAAUGCUGGCAACGCUAAAAAACAAGACCGCAAGAGUGGCUGUGAAAGUCAUCAAGAAAAGGCCAAUGAAGGCACAUAGGAUUGUUGAAGAGAGGAAUGUCCUGAAGGCGGCAGGUGAAUGCCCCUUCCUCUGCCCUGGAUUAGCUGCCUUUCAGACACCGGCCCACGCGUUCUUCGUUAUGCCACAUGUGAGUGGAGGCAACCUGAGCGAUAUCCUCAAGAAGGAACACUGCCUCGAUCGCCACAAAGUAAAAUUUAUGUCAGCAGAAAUGGUCUGUGGCAUCCAAUUUCUCCACAGACAUGGCAUUAUUCAUCGAGACCUUAAGCCAGAUAAUAUAUUGUUUGAGAGAAAUGGCCAUGUUAAGAUUGCCGAUUUUGGAGUGGUGGCAACAGAUAUAUUUUCAGGAGACACUACCACGGGUGUGAUUGGGUCUAGGAUCUACAUGGCCCCAGAGGUGAUUUUAAUCCAGGCGUACGGCCCUGCAGCUGACUGGUGGUCCUUCGGCUCGAUUAAUUAUGAGAUGCUGAGUGGAAGGCACCCAUUUUUCACCGGUCAGGAAAUAGAACUUUACAAUGCCUGUGUGACGACCGUGGAACCCCGUUACCCAUGCUCAUUUGCAGGAGUAACACAUGACUUCCUAUCUAAGCUCCUCACGAAAGACCCAAAAUUGCGCCUUGGGGUAAAUGGUGACAUCAGGGGUCAUCCAUUUUACAGCGGGAUAGAUUGGAAGAACUUGGAGGCCAAAAAAAUUCCUCCUCCAUACCAGCCACGAGUGCCUUAUGGCGACCUAUCAUCUGAGUGCCAGGAGGAGUCCCUCUCAUUUCUGAAUGAUAGUAACACAUCAGAAUACACCGAGAACAUCCCUGGCUUAUCUUUCACCAGCCACAAAUGGAGGGACUAAGCUAUCGAAACAGAAUGACGAUAUCUCCUGCUGUAUUCCAUCAGAGUAUCUUCUCCAAUGCAUUAAAAAGAUCUUCUGCUUGGCCUUGCUGUUAGCCAGACCAGCAGAUGUCAUGACAUCAAAAACCCAGAAAUUUAUGAACGGGGUCACAUUGGCUGCCAAACCGGACAUAGAGACAAAAUAGUUAGGCACAGGCACACACACAUGAUAGAUGUGACCUACAUGAUCAAAGAAAAUUAUCAAACUCACUGCAAUAAUGAGAAGUCCUGUGAGAAAGUAUGGGCUCCAUGGGCGGACUUGGGCCGAAAUACCCGCAAUAGAACCACACGUAAUUGAGUGGCUGAGGUUGUUUACGUGUUUCUGUUACAUUUUUUUCUAUUGAACAAAAAAGGCAGUCAAGUGGGGCCUACCUUGUGGGAGAGAUAUAUAGAUUGCAUUGUCACGGGUUAUCAUGCUAUAUCUGUUAAUGGUGUUUUAUAUAAAAACAUGGUCGCAACCAUUUGUGAAAUGGAAACAUGUUAAUGCUUCUGUUUGCUCCUGUACCCCCGAAAACCCCUGUAUAUCAUGUAAGCUUGUACUGUUAUUUCUGUUUCAAAAUAAAGAUCUCCUGAUGUAGUCUA
Pelobates fuscus (common spadefoot toad) is the source of this 1817-nucleotide messenger RNA. RefSeq names its product protein kinase C theta type-like. Gene Ontology annotation, molecular function: protein serine/threonine kinase activity; ATP binding. The coding region runs from base 298 to 1197 and encodes 299 amino acids. The record is from RefSeq and is a predicted model, not a curated record. Gene Ontology annotation, biological process: peptidyl-serine phosphorylation. The transcript is spliced from 8 exons. NCBI's taxonomy places the organism in Eukaryota, Metazoa, Chordata, Amphibia, Anura, Pelobatidae.